AACCGAAGUUAAUCGGUUAUAUUUGAUUCGAUAUGGACCGAAUAGUAGUGAUCACCCUAGGUUUUGUCCAAGGUUGGAAUGUUGAUUAGGAAAUGUUGACGUUGAAAACGGAAGUUUUUCACAAAGAAGAAAAGGAAUAAAUAAAAAAAAGCCGGUAGGAGAGGCAAUUCAGAGUCCAGACUGGUUUAGGCCCAUCAACCGGCCCCGCCCAUUCGAUCGUCUUCAAUCCAAAUGCUAUAAUAGCUGCUGCUGUGCCGCGCCGCCGACGCCGUCCUCGUCAUUCUUCAUUUUCCCCGGCCGAGCAGCAAAGAUGGAAAAGAGCGACGCCGAGCCACCGCGCGAUUCCGAUAACAACUUGAACUGGAGCGAGGCCGUCGAGGAUCUUCUAUCGUAUGGCGAUACAGACGCCGCGAUCUCUCGUCUGGAAUCCGUAGUGUCCCAACUCCAACUCCAACCCACUCCGCCUUCCCAAGCGGCGGAUCUCCAAUUGGCUUCCGCUCUCACCGAAUUGGCCAAUCUCUACUCCUCCAACGACUUCUCCCUCAAGUCCGACGAACUUCGCUCCCGCGCCGCGCUCCUCAGACACCGCGCUCUUGGUUCCCGCGUGGACGAUCAAGAUUCGGACUUUGGUGCCGCUUCCUCUUCUCGAUGUGACGGCGGUGUUGAGAAACCCUCGUCACAGUCUGCUGCUGCUGCUGGUGAUGAAGCUUCAGAUGAUGAUUGGGAAGCUGCGGCAGAUCGUGCACCCAGUGAAUUGCUCUCUCCUGACUGCCUGCCGAGUGUGUCAAAAGUCUCAAAGAAAGAAGAGGCUGAUAAAAAGCCAAAGCGCCGUGGGAGGGGCACAUUCUCAUAUAAGAAGAAUGGAUUGUAUAGUGAUCGGCAAUCUGAUGCACUUGUUUCUGAUGAUGAAGAGGAUGAGGAAGUCGGAGAAACUGGCCAGAGUAGAGAAUCGAAACAUGUUUCAUCUACGUAUGGCACACAUCAUGUUCUUGUCCUGGCUGACUUCCCUCCCAGCACAAAAACAACAGAUCUAGAAAGGUUUGUGGACGACUUCAAAGAUCGGGGAGUCUCAAUCCGUUGGGUUAAUGACACGACUGCUCUUGCAGUGUUCAGAACACCAUCAGCUGCACUGGAGGCCCGCAACUCUGUUAAAUUUCCAUUCACUGUACAUAUUCUCAAUGACGAUGAUAUCCUUAUGAGCUUCAUCUCAACCAAAGACUUGGAACCUCCGAGGCAACGGCCUCAAACAUCAACAAGAACGGCUCAAAGGCUGAUUGCCCAAGGGAUGGGACUGAAGUUGCCUUCCCCUGGGUUUGGAUCCCGAGAGCUCAAGAACCAGGAAGAAGCCAGAAAGACUCGGAUAGUUACCAGGCAAAAGCUGAGGGAUGACGCUUGGGGAGACGAUUGACUUACCAAAUUAGUCUGCGGAAUUAUGUAUAUUGUUGGAGAUUUGUAGCAUUGACCUUGAGAGCUAUAAGGUGGCCUUUGAACGUAACUUGGUUUCAUAUUGGCUAUUUGUCUUCCUCUUGAUGUUACUCUGUUUUGUCUUCAUGUUCUGACCGGUGACUGGUGAUAGAAAAACUGCUGGUUUAUAACGUCAGAUUUUCUUGUGGAAGUAGAGGAAAUUGAGAGAAUGAAAGUACGAUUCAACU
Messenger RNA from Linum trigynum, 1652 nucleotides. The record is from the annotation of a GenBank genome assembly. Lineage: Eukaryota; Viridiplantae; Streptophyta; Magnoliopsida; Malpighiales; Linaceae.